AUGUUCAUCUUGGUUAUAAUCAACGAUUUUAGUGGAAUUUACCAUGAAAAAGAAUUUGUCGAUAUGUUUUUUAUAUUUUUAACGAUUGUUUUUAUUUUCAACUGUUUUGUUUUCAAUUUUACUAUUCAUUUCCCCAUAUCAAUAGGAAUCGAAAUGCAUGUUUAUGAGCGGGAAAACCUCAAAAUAAUUUGGAAUCCAGAACUUUUCAUACAUUUGGAAUCAUAUUUGAUUUAUACUUUGCACAUUGGUUUUAUAAAGUCUUACGAUCAGAAUUUGCUAAAUUAA
Messenger RNA from Theileria annulata, 285 nucleotides. RefSeq lists its product as uncharacterized. Lineage: Eukaryota; Apicomplexa; Aconoidasida; Piroplasmida; Theileriidae. Bases 1 to 285 code for a protein of 94 amino acids. The transcript is spliced from 2 exons. The record is from RefSeq and is a predicted model, not a curated record.